CAAGAUGGCCGUCGUUCUGUGAAAAUUUUCCGAAACCCGGUGGAAAAAUAACAUCAUUAUUCUCAUGUAUUUGAUGUUCUACCGCGGAGGAAACAUACAUAAAUUGUUCAGGGUUGACUAAGACAAAUCACCUAGAAUUGACUUACCCCCAGAAAUGAGUACUGCUAUAGUGUCUCCAUCCACACCCAGCUCAACGGAUGGUGACAUCGGUGCAUUUGGUGGCAUAGAUCACGACGAUAGAGGUGUUGUUUCACCUAGGCCAAUGAGCACAGACAGUAGCACUGGGGAUCUAGCAAUGCGUAGCACAAGUUUGGACUGCUCCCCUGAUGACAGCGAGGAUGCUGAAGAGAAGGCAAGACUUACUUGCCAAGUACUGGAGCUACAGAACACACUGGACGAUUUGUCCACCAGAGUUGACAAAGUGAAGGAGGAAAACCUGAAGCUGAAGUCAGAGAACCAAGUCCUAGGCCAGUACAUUGAGAAUCUCAUGUCAGCGUCCAGUGUUUUCCAGUCCACGUCACCAAAAAGCAAGAAGAAGUCUGGUAGUAAGGGAAAGAAGACGGAGAAGUGAGUCGUUCAUCAUGUGUGUGUGUGUGUGUUCACUGUUCUUGCAGAACAGUCCCAACCAACUGGAGAGGUACCAUGUGUAGAACUGCCACGUCGUCGUUGCUACUCGUCGCAUUCUUAGCACCAAAAAAAGACGCUUCGGUAAUUCUGCUCAUACCACAUGGUGGAGUUCUCGUGCGCAAAUCUCUCUCCCCAGUUCGUUGGCAAAAAACAAAAUCUUACUGUCGUUUUUAUUGAGAAAGUAUCCUUAACGAAAACAUGCGUCUUGGCGCGUCAUGGCGUCAUGAUGCAUGUGACAAUUAUGCAAAAUGCGUACUAGCUUAUUUGAAUGUCUAUUUAGCAUAACUUGUGUGGUCCAAUUUGCUUACAUUUUUUCAGUCAUGCGUGUUAAAAGCUGAAGGACCGAAUGAAUUGGGGAUAGAACUGGCUGGGUCAGGUGAUGGUCAAUAAACCCGCCAACAAAUUUAAAUAAAUAAAGGGUCACAGAUCAAGAGAAAAGCUGCGUAAUAUAAACCAUUCAUUGUAUCUGUAGGAAUCCAAAUGUUUGCAACCAGCGAGUGUAGUGCACUGCUACCAUGAUAGGCAUGCCGAUGUACAGUCGUACGAGUAAAGUAGUCUUUAAUGCAGAAGCAUAUAAACUAAUUAUGUGUUGCCUACUUCUCAAAACCAAAAUAUACCAACUAAAGCUUGUUACUGACUGCCAGUGUAGUUUAAAGUUAGGACGCGAGUAGACCAGGUGAAAUGCUUGAUCAUGAUUAACACUUUAAUAACAGUAAGAUUACCCACAUUGAUCCUCUGUUAUGUCAAACCUGUAAUCUUGCAAGGUGUUAUUAUUAAGAAAUGCUGAUGCAUCCAGCAUGACAAAGGUUUAACAUUGGUGUAAACUUAGACGACUUUAACAACAUGUUGCUUGCAUAAAGCUCAUUAUGUAGCGCAUAAUCCCUGCAGAUGCAACGUAGUACAACAUGUACAAUGUACUGUAAAACUUAUCUUUCUGUGUAUUUAGGAAGAUGGCUGUUCAAUUCCAGUCUCACAUGCUAAGGUCUUUUUUUUGGGGAGAUUUAGUACCGGUAAGUGUUUAUGAACACAGUACACUGUUUUUUUGCUAUGAACGUGUACAUGCACAUCAGUAGAAGGCAAACAAUCGUAGGUGGUUUCCAUGUACAUACAAAAUGCAGCGAAACUAUACCCAUGGUACCCCUUGUUUAAAUAAAAUUCAACCUCACUCUCCAUAUCAUCUUUGUCGCAAGUGUCCUGUAGCUUUAACACAUACAUGUACGUGUACAUGUACGUGCAUACAUACUAAGAUACAAAAAGCAUUACAAGGAAAUCACUCGAAGUGUUUUGCAAUGGCUUAAACACAUUGUAACAAUAGAUUGGCUUUAGUCGUCUCAGUAUGAGCAUUCUCAAGAUACAUGUACAUAAAGCUUAACGAAAUGUUGUGCAUAAACUAGUUGCUGACAAUUUCUCGGCUCCAAUUGGGAUAAGCAACUAUUGCAACCAUAUUUUCCUGAUGGGGGUAUACAAUGCAUCUACAGUGUCAUAGCCCCAUUUUCCAAACAGAAAAAUGCCACGUGCACAAAUAAACCAGUUGCUGACGCUGUUCUAUGGAUGUUUUACACAUAAAAGCACUCACUUGGCUGUUCAGUCAACAUGUCAUAAUUAUUCUCCCAAUGGGGGUAUAUCUACUCAAUGCCCUACUCCCCCAUUAACAUGUACAAUUUCCAGCAUGUUCUCACAUCUCAGUGUGAAUGGCAAUACAGCCGUUGUAGAGUAUAAUGUAGUGUAAUCACAGUUAUUUAACUAUGUGUACAGUGUAGAAAACCAAGUGCUGUAGUGUAAUACACCUUCAAGGUCAAGUCUGCAAGAAUUUGAAUCCCAAUAGUAUAAAUUCACUUUUUAAAAUUCCAAACGUGUUUCACUAUUAACAUCUUAGAAGUCGUUGUAUUUUUACUUUUUGGACAGAUCCAACCCUGAAUCUUGAAAAGUUUUAAGCUUCACAUCUUCGUUGAUAACGGACCACAAUUGUUUUUUAACCCCGAUAUUUGUAUAUGUUGUGCAAUAAUUUGACUCUUUAAAUAGUAGUAUUAUUUUUUCUCUGUACAUUGUUAUCAAUAGUAAUAAGACAUUUAAUGAAUUCAGCGUGUUUGGCUUUAUGAAGAAGUUACGGGUCUGUGCAGGGUUUAUGAGCUAACUUAGGAAUUUGUAAUAUUUGGGUUAACUAUCAUUCAAAAUCAAAAGGAUUUGUUUUCAAACAAAGAAGUUCUGCAUCAGUUACUGCUUUACUUUAUUCUAAGUUAUCCACAAGAGGUACACAAGAUCAUAUACUGCCCCCUAUUCAUGCAGUCAUCAUCUUUGAAAAGCUGAUGACUAAAGAAAACAACAACAUGCACACAAAACAAAAACUAUAAAAAUGAACUGUCUGCAACUAUUUUGUCAGCUCUACCAAUCCUGUUUAAAACCUUUAAGUCCUAUUCAUUAUGGUUUACUCAUAUAUAUUGUACAUCAACUCAGUUUUUCCACGAGUUUUGGGGAAACAAAAAAUCACAGAGAUAUUACUCGGUUGGGAUUCGAACCCACGAUAGAGCAGUGUCAUACCAAUUAGACCACCAAGAUUGCCCGGUAGCUAGAGGCAGUUCAAAUCCUAUCUUUAUGGUUGGUGGACCCUUUUAGAGCUCCUCAUCCAACAGGUGGAGUAUCAGUCCUGUUUGACUCAAUACUGAUUAAUCUCACAUGAUGGGCCACAUUGUUAGAUGAACAUCCAUCAAUGGAGCCAAGUAGUUUGCAUCUCCUACACGUAUUAGGAACCCUUGAACUUGCAAUUCUUUUCAUGGGGCGUCUUGAAAUUUCCUUAAGGAAGGUGAACUCUGGGAAGGAAAUUGUAAGCGUGGCAAUUCGAGGGGGCACUUGGGCGGAGCUAGGGGCGCCUUUUUAUCUUUAAGUCUAAAGUAAUGUCGAUAAGUCUGCAUUUCAUCCUCCUCUCUUUGCUUGUAUUGUAACCUAACAGUGAACAUUGAUACAAAAGCAAAGUGUGGUGAUAAGUUCAUGGGCAGUUUAAUUUAUUAUUAGGAAUAAAAGAUUACAGAUAUCAAUAUUUUUUUUUUUUAAUCUGGCCACAUCUGGACCACCCUCUCUGAUGACAAGUUAAACAAGUUUUUUCUUUCAGAAGAUAAAUUAUGAAAAGUUUGUGGUUAGUUUUUUUUUUUUUUUUUAAGGCAAAGUAUACCUUUGGCUUUUUUAACUGUUCCAUUUUUUGUUUACUUCUAUUUAAAUAUAGAUAUACAAUAAAACUAACUCGCUAUUUCAAGAUAACGCAGAAAAUCUGAGCGGUCAUGUCCAGACGGGAAGAACAAUCUGAAAUGGGAAUGCACAAUCUGAGAAGCAUUUCAUGCAGAAAUGUUUCUCAGAAAGAAAUGUUUUUGAAUAAAGAUAAUCAAAGUACAUGUAUUAUAUUGCGCCGAUAUCCGCCAAUGCACACACUCCUUUGAAGGCCUUUGUUCCUCAAAAGUUGUACACCAUCAAAAGCUGCAGCCUUAACAAUUACAUUGAUGGUCAUUAACAUUGGGGGCGAUAAUCAUUGGUACAUGUAUACCCUACCUAACCUUUGAAGUAAAAAUAAAAGAAAAAUCAGACUUUUUCUUCAGGAUGGAUAUAGUGUAAUUGAAGAUUAUAAUUACAGUGUAUUAGGAAUUUUGAAGUACCAAGAAAUUUCGUCCACAUUCUACAACAAAUACAGUGUGAUAAAGUGUCUAUUCAGAAAGCACAUAUCAACCCUACCAAAUUUAGUCUAAUGUAUUCUUUUGUUUUUUAUAAAGCAUUUAGGAAAUGCCCAGGAAACUGUUUUUCGCUGCAUUUUUUUUAAUUCUUAGUUACUUUACAAUUUUUGUAUUAAAAAAUAUUAUUGUUUUUGUACAUUGAAAAAAAAAAAGUCAGAACAGUCAUCCAGCAGUCUUAUUUAAACUUGUAGACGUCCUUCUCAUUGAAUGCUUCCUGUCCGAAUGAAAAACAGUUCUCUUCAGACCUAUGUACAAAUCAAACCCAAGGCAGCAACCUAAUCAUAUCUCAUUUUAGAAUCGCCUUGGUUAGGUGCUCCAUUGCUGACAAGUGUUGAUUUCAGUAAUAGCCCAGGCAAAGAAAGAAGUAUAGUUUUUCAUUAAUAUAAUAAGUUGAUAGUGAAUAUUAUGUGUUAAUUUUCUCGUUAUAUUUUGUUUAGGUUUUUCUUCAUGGAGUAUCCAUUGUAAUUUACCCAAUCAACACAGUAAUUAGGCAAACUGUCAAUAACUGUGAUUAAUUCAUGUGUCUUAACACCGGGGGGGGGGGGGGGGGAAUUACAUGGUGCUGCUAGCUGUGGAUUCUGUGCUUAAGCCUGGCCAUGAUGCACGGCUUAUAGGAGUCCACAUUAUUAUUAAGGGCACCAUAAACCCACAAUUCUUUGGUAAGCAGUGUGAUGCAAAACCGGCCUAAGCAGACUUUUUUGCUUACAUUUUCUGCUCAGCAAAGUUUGCAGAAUUCCGGUAAAAGAAAACAUGGUGCUUAUAGACAUGGUAUUUAGCUUGCUGACCGUUUGAUAAGCACUGGACGUUCGGUGCUUUCCUAAACAAAACAAACCCACCAGCUACUAUUAAGAUCACAUGUGGGUUUUGCCAGGCAUUUGAAUUUGUCCUUCCCUUUUCUCCUUUAAAGUUGGGCCCAUUUUCACAGAGCUGCUUAAAACGCAACAUUUGAGCACAACCAAUGUAUGCUUACAAACAUCAGUAAAAUGUUAAAAACCAAAUAUAAUUAUAUCUGUAUACUACUGCCUUUACCAUCAAAGUUAAUACUUGUAGGCCUACUAAUCACAAUUACAUGUGCAUAUCACACUAUGGCCCAAUAUCAUGUUUCCACUUAACCGCAUAGUUCUGCGCUUACAGCUCCAAGAUUCAUGUGCUUUACAGGGCACAGCUUUAAGCACAGAUGCUUGGUUAGCAUUACGAUAAUAAUAUAUAGUAACUUUUAAAUGAAUAGGUAACUUCAUGGGUGUCUUCAUCAUCAUCAAUUCUACAUCAUGUCAGUUUGUAAGCAAAUUUGUGUGUUGAGCACGAAUUUCUCUGAUGAGAGUUUAGCAUAUAUUAUUUUGCUGAGCAAAACUUAGAAGGGUACCAACACCAAAAGAUGUACUUAACAUGCUGCUUGGCUGAUAACCCACUGUUUAUAAGCACUGUUCUAUGCUCAGCAUUAAAUUUCACUAAGCUGUUUUGCAGAAAUUGAUUUGCUAAGCAAAACUUUGCAGGGAACCAACAACAAAAAUUGUACUUUACAUUGUAUCUUGGCUGGCACUUACCUCCGCUAAGCAAGAGUGUUAAUGUGCUUAGUGGGCUUGAUUGCCUGAGAGCUUUUUGAACAGUGUUUUUCUGAAUAUAUUCCUGUGGGUUGAUUGUAUAAUUUAUCAUCUUGAAGAAAUGACUAUUUCAUAUGAUUCUAGAGAGAAACCUGCAUAGACACUGCCUUAUAAAUUAUUUCGCUUAAAUCCCGUAACACCUAAAUAAUUCAAUGUGUAACUGUAUUAAAUGUGGAGUUAAGCAAAAAGAAAUCUCCUGUACAAAUAAUGUAGAGUCUCUAUUUAAAGUAGGCUUUCAUGUUUAUCUCUAAAAAGUAAUCUUCAUUUUAUAAGGUUAUUUUUUUGUUUUUAAGUCUUGCCAUAAUCAUGCAAGUAAUGACAGUGUCUACAAAUAAAUUGUGGCUGUGAAUUAAUAAACAAAAAUCAAUGUAAAA
This is a messenger RNA of Asterias rubens (European starfish), 6318 nucleotides long. Its product is annotated as short coiled-coil protein B-like. The record is from RefSeq and is a predicted model, not a curated record. NCBI's taxonomy places the organism in Eukaryota, Metazoa, Echinodermata, Asteroidea, Forcipulatida, Asteriidae. The transcript has 5 exons. Gene Ontology annotation, cellular component: trans-Golgi network. The coding region runs from base 155 to 571 and encodes 138 amino acids.